AUGCCACCUCCUCCUUCCCCUCCAGCAUACCACAUAGUGGAGCUGAAAGUUUCUGACGAUGUAUCAGUAAAAGUUGCUCUGAACAAAAGCAAUUUAUAUGUGGUAGGAUACUGUGAUCAGUUUGAGGGAAACUACAGAGCACAUUUUCUUAAUGAUGCCCCUCUUAAUGCCAUUAAUGAUCAGUUCAAAGAGGCAAAAACACCUUUCGUUUCACUCUUCACUACAGUUCUAGAUAUGAAGCAAUUGAAAAAAAAACUGGAAUCAAUAGAAGAAAGGCUGGGUUUUACUCCAGAUUACAAGGUGUUGAAUCUGGAGAAUAAUUGGUUAGCAAUCACAAAAGCAAUCACAGAUUCAAAGGAUGGAAAAUUAAGUCUCCAAUUACUUUGA
Messenger RNA from Chenopodium quinoa (quinoa), 387 nucleotides. Its product is annotated as ribosome-inactivating protein PD-L1/PD-L2-like. The record is from RefSeq and is a predicted model, not a curated record. The transcript has 2 exons. Gene Ontology annotation, biological process: negative regulation of translation. The coding region runs from base 1 to 387 and encodes 128 amino acids. Lineage: Eukaryota; Viridiplantae; Streptophyta; Magnoliopsida; Caryophyllales; Amaranthaceae. Gene Ontology annotation, molecular function: rRNA N-glycosylase activity.